Messenger RNA from Periophthalmus magnuspinnatus, 1777 nucleotides. It is a transcript of the gene dpep1, whose product is annotated as dipeptidase 1. Gene Ontology annotation, molecular function: metallodipeptidase activity. Bases 211 to 1470 code for a protein of 419 amino acids. Gene Ontology annotation, biological process: proteolysis. NCBI's taxonomy places the organism in Eukaryota, Metazoa, Chordata, Actinopteri, Gobiiformes, Gobiidae. The record is from RefSeq and is a predicted model, not a curated record. The transcript has 10 exons.
AUGUUCAAGCUGUGUAACUUUUACGACUGCUGACGCCAUAAUGGAGAACAGACAACAGGAGGAGCAACAAACAGGACGCACUGAGACGAGCGGCGAUGACUGAAAGACAACGGCUAAUCUACGAAUGAUAUUUGGCACAGACACAGCCCGGAUAGGCCCUUCUGAUACUAAACGACACUUCCUUCAGUUUUAUCUCUGUGUAUUGAGAGAAUGGAGUCCAGGGAUCUCACAAAACUCAUCUUUGUUGUUCUUUGGGUCAAAUGUUUCGUGAGCUGUGCAGAGGAUCCACACCUGACCCGAGCGCUCCAGCUGAUGUCCGAGACGCCGCUGAUCGACGGACAUAACGACCUGCCCUGGCAAAUGAGGUUACGUUUUAACAACCAACUCAGCAAAGUGGAUCUAAACACAUACAACGGGACACACACCAACAUCCCAAAAAUCAAGGAAGGACGACUAGGAGCACAAUUCUGGUCUGCUUAUGUCCCCUGUGCCAGUCAGUACAAAGACGCGGUGAGGCAGACGUUUGAGCAGAUCGAUGUAGUUCACAGGAUGUGUCAGAAAUAUCCUAAUGUUUUUAUGUUUGCCUCCAGCAGCCAAGACAUAUUGGACGCGUUCGAGCAGAAUAAAACAGCCAGCCUGAUCGGGGUGGAGGGCGGUCACUCCAUCGACAGCAGCCUGGGCACCCUCCGCACCAUGUACCAGCUGGGAGUGCGCUACCUCACCCUCACGCACUCCUGCAACACACCCUGGGCAGAUAAUUGGCUUGAGGACACAAGUUCAGAGCCAUCUCAACACAAUGGUUUGUCACCAUUCGGCAAGCAAGUCAUAACUGAGAUGAAUCGUCUCGGGAUGCUGAUCGACCUGGCCCAUGUGACCGUCAAAGUGAUGGAGCAGGUUUUGGAGAUGUCCCAGGCCCCGGUGAUCUUCAGCCACUCAUCGGCUUAUUCCAUCUGUAACCACAAGAGGAACGUCCCGGACCACAUCCUCACUAAAGUGAAAGAAAAGAAGGGGAUUGUGAUGGUGAACUUUUACAACGAUUAUGUCACCUGCAGUAAAACGGCAAAUAUCUCAGACGUCGCCGAUCACUUUGACCACAUAAAAAAAGUGGGUGGUCCUGAGAUCGUUGGCUUUGGUGGAGACUAUGAUGGAGUUACAAGGCUGCCUCAGGGUCUGGAGGACGUGUCCAAAGUUCCAAACGUCGUGGCCGAGCUGCUGAGACGAGGCUGGACAGAUGAAGACGUGAAGGCGGCGCUGGGAGGAAACCUGCUCCGAGUGAUGAAGAAAACCGAGGAGAUUCGGGACAGUUUACGCAGCAGGGAGCCCGACGACGCCCCUAUCCCGUACGAGCAGGUGGAAAAUCCCUGUCGGACGAGCUACGGGUACGACGUUCCCAACCGGGCCCCUGUGCACCUGCUCAGCGCCGUCACUGUCCUGCUCCCCGUGGCUUUCCUCGCACUAUCACACGAAUAACACACUGUAGUAGCAGAAGUAGUAGUACUCCUUUACAUUUAACACAUUUGCUGAAGUAUUUUUUAUACAUUUUGAUUGUUCAGACGUCGUACUCACAGACAGCUGCUCUUACAUUUACUCCAAAUAUUUUUUUUAAAUCUUAUUUGUGCAGUUUCUCAGUCCACGUUUUUUGUUUUUUAAGAUCCUUGAGUAAAUCUUUAACGACUUUACUCCACUCUGGUUCAUAGUAAUACAAAAAAAUACUUCUGUUGGGAUAAAUAAACAUCUGUACAUGACAAACACGAACUGGGAAAUUCAUUUAAACGCU